AUGAGUCGGUACAGGGCAUCAAAAGAAUAUAAAAUGACGUGGAGUACUUUGAAGGUCAAUGUUGAUAGGGUAAUAGAAGAACGCAAGCAGGGCAUAACACACAUUAAAAUGCUCAAGGUUGGUAGACCAUUUUCCUUGUCAGCAAAUUUAGAACAAAGUUUAUUGUCAUACAUUAUACAAAUGCAAGAACUUGGAUUUGACGCUAUUGCACCUGCCAAGUUAUCCGAUCAACCUGUAAUUACUGGACAAGAGUCAAUGGAAGAAAUAACUAUCGGUAUUGACUACGAUGAUGAAAUUCCUCACUCUGGAAUAUAUAAUGACCCUCUGUGUGACGGAGGAGUCAAAGAAAAUAACGAACCUUCGAUCUUAAGUACUAGUCUUUUUGAAAAGAAUGAACCUUCGAUCUUAAGUACUAGUCUUUUUUUUGGAAAUAACGAACCUUCGAUCUUAAGUACUAGUCUUUUUGAAAAAUCUCAAACACAAAAUGAUGAGCCCCUUGUUUUACAAAUGGAAUGCGAGUUAGAACCAAUUACCAAUACUGAACAAAACAUUUUAACCACCGACGACGUAUCAAGAUCUCUAAACAAACAUAAAAUAACUAUACAUGAUAUAUUAAUAUUACCAAAGUGGAAACCAAAUACCUAA
Messenger RNA from Parnassius apollo (apollo), 645 nucleotides. Lineage: Eukaryota; Metazoa; Arthropoda; Insecta; Lepidoptera; Papilionidae. The record is from the annotation of a GenBank genome assembly.